This is a messenger RNA of Melampsora larici-populina 98AG31, 4851 nucleotides long. RefSeq lists its product as uncharacterized. Lineage: Eukaryota; Fungi; Basidiomycota; Pucciniomycetes; Pucciniales; Melampsoraceae. The transcript is spliced from 5 exons. The record is from RefSeq and is a predicted model, not a curated record. The coding region runs from base 1 to 4851 and encodes 1616 amino acids.
AUGUCCUUGACCGAUCAGGGCCACCUCGAACACACCUUAACACCAGAUCGCCAGCUUAAUCCUAGUUUUGAGUCACCGGGUGCGACAAUUCCUAAGGGUUCAGCUAGCACGACUCGUUUCCCAGGUCAAAACAAAGCUGCGGAUUCCCCCAUUGGUGAUUCCCCGGAGGACGCCAACGUGAACGAUGAAAUCGACCAACGGGAUACACUUUCGGAGCUCUUUGAAGACCUCGAACAACUAGUUGCUUCACCUCACGCUCUCAACAAUGCCGCCCCUCACCAGCUAGCGCUCGAACCGUCUGGUUUGUAUAAUCCUUCCCUUGUCACCCCUGGAGCUCCAACUCUCCCAAGUGCACGUCAUAAAAUCGCCAAAGUACCCUAUGAACAAUCAACAGAUCAUCAUUGGGCCAUUCUGUCUGUCGCACCUGAAGACCUUAUGGAAGACUGUGAACGUAUGGGCUCUAUGAUCCCUCAAAAGCGUCGUCACCCCUCACAUCACGUAGAUGAUCAGCGUAAGCGCGUACGUCAACUGUCGUGGCACAACAGCGGUUCUCCCAUACGAUUUCAGACUUUGGAAAUCCCCGUGGUCCCUUGCAAAAGUCCUCGCAUUUCAAAUGACCUCAAGGAACAGGACUUCCCUCGCAAACGUCCUCAUAUCUCGAUUGACGUCGAGGAACAGGACUGUAAGCGCUCUUGUACACGGUCCAGCAACCACGGUAUCCCCGUGACUUCUCCAAAUCAUGCUUUAUCACAGCUUCACCGGAUUCCUCCUCAUCAGGAGCCUGGAACGGGAGUCGAUGGUCAAGUGGAACAGGUAUACCACGACCCUCAGGUUCAUGUGAAUUCCGACCAAUCAGAUUCAUCAUCCAUACGAUCCAGCCCACGUGCAUCACCACAGGGCCUUCCGCUCAGUUUGCUUCCAAAUUAUCCUUACCAAACUCCCAGUCAAUCACGUCCUCAUUCUCGGGAAUCCAUGAAAAGCAAUUCUCACCAAUCAAACUCAUCAUCCAUACGAUCCCACCCACGCUCAUUACAGCAGGGUCUUCUGCUCAAUCUGCCUCCGAAUUAUCCUCACGAAACUCCCCGUCAAUCACAUCCUCAUUCUCGGGAGUCGAUGAAAAGCAACAACAGACCUUCUCCCAUGAUUCCAGACCGUCUUCAAAGCGCUUCCGUCAAUUCCAAUGUAGAUAGGCCAAACUCCUCUGCUCACCUUCGAGUUUCUCACCCGCAAAAGCCGCAAUCACCUUCAACUUUGUACAGUUCGUAUCUAACACAGUCACCCCAGAGUUUCUUGACCCAUCACCAGAUUGGAGGAGUUGAAACAGCAUACGAUCCUACCCGCUUAACCAACCCUGCCUAUGAGCAACCUCGAAGUCAUGCUUCUAUCAAUAACUCCCUGAGGCCUCAGCCACCUUAUGACGAUCAUAGUACAGCUCAAGAUGAAUCUUCACCCCAUCUAACCUAUGUAGGCUCUCAGAUCUCUCCUGGAUCUCAUUCUCGCACCCCUCAAGAAUCAAUGGGAGGGAAACUACAGCACCUACAUCACGCGCAUGCUCAGCAGCUCUCUAGAUCUCUUAAUCUUCCCACUUCAUCUUCACAGUAUUCUAUCGAUGUGAACAACUCACCACUUGUGCAAUCUCAACCCGAAACACGAAAGCGCUUUCAAAAUAUAAGCCAAGCAGAUGCUCAGGUCUUUACCCAUCAAAACGGCCCAAGCGAGGAUGUCACGUUCAAAUCAGCUCCUGUUAAUCCUCUGAAUAUUACAAAACAAUCUGUUCUCCCUUCUGAAGAGAUACCAAGAAGGCAGGAAGGAUGUUCGCACUCGGAUCAACAAUAUGUUGAAACUUCCAGUGCCAUUCAUGAUAUUGAUGAACCAAACAAUCCACCCAACGCACAUCAUCAGUCAGCUUACCUACAACCGCGUAUGUGGGAUGGCUUUCAAUUCGAAUUUGGAGAACAUAAGGUACCUCACUCUACUGUGCCUGCGUUGACUUCAGCAUGCUCCGCUACAUUUCAGCCAAAUCAAGAUCGAACUCCUUCUCAAACAUCCUCCAGAAUAUACUCCAAAAUGUAUCUUCCUUCCCCUAGGUUUCAGCAAAAUCCAGAUCCGAGUGCUUCUCACAGUGGUCGAUCCUCCAGGAUGUCGUUCUGUUCCCGAGAAUUCGAGCAACUUCAAGAUCAGAGUGGUUCUCAAUCCGAGCCAUCCACCAGGAUGUCUCUCUGUUCCCCCGACUUGCAGCAGAACCAAGACCAGACUGCUUCUCAUAGUGGUCGAUCCUCCAGGAUGUCGUUAUGUUCCCGUGAAUUUGAGCAAAUUCAAGAUCAGAAUGGUUCUCAAAGUGGGCGAUCUACCAGGAUGUCUGUCUGUUCCCCUGACUUGCAGCAGGAUCAAGAUCGGAGUAUUUUCGAGAGCAGUCGAUCUUCCAGGAUGACUUUUUGUCCAGAAAACAAUCCUCAACCUAACCUCCCCCCUGUAGAUGCAUCUGCUUAUCAACACCCACCGCCAGUGCUCCCUUAUAAGACUUCUACAUCCGCUCAUUUAGACCAAACAUCCAAUCGGACACAAGGUUUACGUGUUGCAAGUACAGAUGUUGCUGACUACAAUCAGAUCUUCCGUCUCAAUCCAAUUCAACCUUCCCUUCCUACUAGCCAUCAAGCCUAUGUCGAUCCUCAAACUGGUCCUCGUACUCCCCACAUAGGCCAUCAAACCAAUGACCCACCUCGACAUUGUCCAACUAUCAAUUCAUCUAAUCCACCAUAUGAGGAUGAUUCUACCAAUUACAAUCUUCGAAGCUCACGGCCACAGGAGUUUGCAUUCCAACAUUUGGCUCCUGACUAUACUUGCCAAUUUAACAAUCCAACCCGGGACUCUCAGAUCCAAAAUAACGCUCAAAGUGUCCAACAAGAACGAUUGCAACGAAUCCAACCGGCUUUUGGACAUGCUCCCAAUUCAGCUUCUCAAACGCGCGAUCCACGUACUCUACAACAACCUAGGUGGGAUGGAUUUCAAUUUGAAAUCUCAGCAAAUCAUGGACCUUCUUUUGUUUUGCCGUCGGGUUAUUCCGCACCACCUCAAUCUUUUAACCCACGUCAUCAUGAUGGACCAUCAAGAAUUGAGGGCAACAUCUUCCAACAAACUCAAACCGAGCCCACAACCUUUGCAAACCCCUCUUGCGUUCGUCAAACAUCCAUGAUGUCUAUCUGUUCCGCUGAGAAUCAGCUAAAUCAACAACUUCAACCUGGUCAAGGUGUCCAAAAUGACCAACAACCCCAUUUUCGCCCUGUACAAGCAGCAACACCUACUCAUCAACAACCAUCGGGUACGUCAACCAAUCAACAACCUCAUCCUGGUCAAAGCAACCAAUUCAGAAGAAUGUCAGCAAAUGACCAACAACCCGAUUCUCGUCCUGUACAAGCAGCAACACCUACUCAUCAACAACCAUCGGGUACGUCAACAAAUCAAGAACCUCAUCAUGAUCUAUUCAGAAGAAUGUCGGCAAAUGACCAACAACCCAAUUCGGGCCCUGUACAACCAGCAACACCUACUGAUCAACAACAAUUGUCGGAUGAAGACUUAGAUACUCAAGAAUCCGACUCGGAAAGUCUUUUUGAUCUAGCUGAACAUCGCAAGUAUCAAAAUCGGGAAAAUUCACGUCGGACUCGAAAUACAAUGGCAAGACAUGAUGGCACUCGCUAUGAGAAGCUUGCCAAGCCUCCAGCAGAGUGCUCUCAGUAUGAGCGACUCACCAUUGCAAUCCAUCAUUACAACAACAUGCUCCUAGGCAUUGUUCGCAAACGUAAAGGUCGGAAGGGCAAUCGUUCACUCCCUCCGCCACCUUCCGACGACGAGUAUCGCGCUUGGGAUAGACGCAAAGUCGAGCGCCGACGCCUUGUUGAUGAGAGCGUCAAAAAAGCUCGUGCUCGUUACCUCCGAAAAAAUCCACAGGCUCCCACUGCCCAGCUUGCUAAAGUUGGCGAUCACGCGGCUCAGCGCGCCAUCUCCGAAAUUCCGCCUGUCAAAUUCAGCUCCCUAGUCGCCCUGAGGAAUUCAGGUGGUCUUUAUUCAACAACCGUUGCCUCUACCUGCGAAGGUACAUUGGCCCUUUCUGGAUUUUCGCGCUUUACCUACGAUUGGACUGAUUCUAUCAAGUCCAAAUGGAAUGAAGCCAUCUCUUCUCUUAUCCUCCAAGAGUGGGAGAAGUGUUACAAGAGGGGCGAUGCCGAUGAUUAUGACAUCGAUGUCAAUCAGGUGACACCGAAAAAUACCAGACAAGUUCUCGACCGGUGGUUCAACACCAAGGCUCGCGAAUAUGUAACUCAGUGCAAUAAGGAGACGCUUGGGGAGAAUCAAAACGAAGCAAUAGAGCAGGAGGCUUCAAAAGAGAAAACUCGCCGAAGAGAAUCGCAAAAGCGGCUUCGCCAAAAGACUUUCAAAGAGUUUUUCCCGGAACACCACGGCCUCCACGCGAUCUUUUCAGAGAGAUCACUUCAUUCUGAAGAUGAAGUGGACUCUGCUGGCCACUCAUACCGAAAACCAAAGCUUUGGCGGCAUCAAUAUCUUAUUGAAUUCCUCCAUGAGUUGGACAACCUGCAUAUCAAACAACAGGAGGGUGACCAGGCUGUCACUUCCGCUGUCAAAGCUCUAAGCCGUGGGCCUUAUGCUGCUGCAGUGGAAGCAGAUUACCUUGCACGACCCCCCAAGGGAUUUCCGCAAGCUCUACUUGACCAGCAAUUCAUGAAUCGCCAUGUCUCAAGAGUUGUCAUCUUGAGCCUUAAACUAUCCGCACACAAUUAUGAUUUGAGGCCUGUACUUGCCCAUGUUAAAUGGCUUCAGCUAACCAAAGGCAGUUGA